This is a messenger RNA of Pangasianodon hypophthalmus (striped catfish), 831 nucleotides long. RefSeq names its product NADH:ubiquinone oxidoreductase subunit A8 (gene ndufa8). The transcript is spliced from 4 exons. The record is from RefSeq and is a predicted model, not a curated record. Gene Ontology annotation, biological process: mitochondrial electron transport, NADH to ubiquinone. The coding region runs from base 126 to 644 and encodes 172 amino acids. NCBI's taxonomy places the organism in Eukaryota, Metazoa, Chordata, Actinopteri, Siluriformes, Pangasiidae.
GGAUUUCUUUAGGAAUACGGGUAGGGGGAAAGAUAACGUCGCUGACCGGGACGUUAAAACGGUUAGCAGCGAGUGGGCUGUUAGCCUUAUUUUGAUUAGGUUUGGCGUCUUUGUAAAUCAAAAUAAUGCCCGAUCAGGUUGAUAUUCCGACGUUGUCGGAUUUGAACGUUGAAGAGGUAAACGUCUCGUCAGCCGUCCUGAAGGCCGCCGCGCAUCACUACGGCUCGCAGUGCGACAAACCCAACAAGGAGUUCAUGCUGUGCAGGUGGGAGGAGAAGGACCCCAGGAAGUGUCUGAACGAAGGGAGGAAAGUCAACGAGUGCGCACUUAAUUUCUUCAGGCAGAUUAAGGGGAACUGUGCCGAGUCGUUCACCGAGUACUGGACCUGUCUGGACUAUUCCAACCUGGCCGAGCUCCGUCACUGCCGUAAGCAGCAGAAGCAGUUUGAUAACUGUGUGUUGGAGAAGCUCGGCUGGGAGAGACCGGAACUGGGAGACCUGUCCAAGGUGACCAAGGUGGCGACCUCUCGGCCCCUUCCCGAGAACCCGUACCACUCGAGACCGAGACCCGAGCCCAACCCUGUGAUCGACGCGCCGCUCGAGCCCGCCAAGCACGGCAGCCGUCUGUUUUUCUGGAACUGGUGAAGAGAGACGUUUCAUUUUUCCCCACUGAACCCGCCGACGCUGCCCUCAGACAUUUCCAGAACCCGACAGACGGACAGUAGCGGAACCGGUGCUUCAACCACAGCACCAGUCUGCUAUCCUACUUGUAGAAAUGUAUUAAAUAAACACAGUUAUUCAUGUGUUGUGGAUUAAAUAAGUUUCAUUCAAA